Salvelinus sp. IW2-2015 is the source of this 1218-nucleotide messenger RNA. Its product is annotated as H-2 class II histocompatibility antigen, A-Q alpha chain. Lineage: Eukaryota; Metazoa; Chordata; Actinopteri; Salmoniformes; Salmonidae. The record is from RefSeq and is a predicted model, not a curated record.
ACCUCUCUUGCGUUAAUAAAGAUUGCUUCAUUUAUUUGAGUUUGAGUCCUAGUGGUGAAUUUCCACAACAGUAUUUAACUUAGCCUGGGUGUAUAAGUUUGGUGUGUGGUCACAUAAGAAUGAAAGGAAUUAGAAUAGCAGAAACAACACAUUUGUAGUUUCCUCCUUUUCAGAGCUUCCCAUCAGAGACGGAAAGAGUUGAUUCUGCAGCACUCUCUCAAACACACAGAUGAGCUUCGAGAUGAACUACUCUGUGAUUAUUCUGAUUCUCACUGGAGCCGUUUGCACUUCUGCAGAAAUUCAUCAUGAAAUUCACUUUAUCUACGGAUGCUUUGAGUCAAGUGAUCCUGCGGUGGGACUUGAGAUUGAUGGAGAUGAAGUCMUCUAUGGUGACUUCAAUAAAAACAGUAAUACAUGUCUAAUAGCAGAUGUAGUGUUUACAUUACCUAAAUUCAUAUCUAUUACACCAGAGGAUAAAGAAAYGGCUUGUGAAUAUGCUACCAUUAGCAGAGUUUGGUGCAAAAACUGUGUCGCAUGGGGCAAACAGUCUGAACCGAAAAUACCAAAAAUCAAAGAUGCCCCUGAGAGCACCAUCUACCCCAGGGAUGAGGUGGAACUGGGGUGGGAGAACACCCUCAUCUGCUUUGUGAAUGAUUUCUUUCCCCCGCCUGUCAAAGUCAACUGGACCAAGAAUGGAAUGGAGGUGACUGAGGGAUUAUCUCUCAGUCGUUACUAUCCUAAUAAAGAUGGAACGUUCCACCAGUUCUCCAGGCUGAGUUUCACCCCACAAAAGGAAGACGGCUACAUCUGCGCUGUGGUGCACACGGCCCUGAAGGACCCCAAAACCAGGGAAUAUAAGGUCAGUGGGUCCAGUGCUGGUCCUGGUCCUGCUGUAUUCUGUAGAGUGGGCCUCACUCUUGGGCUGCUGGGGGUGGCUACUGGAAUAUUCUUCAUCUACAAAGGAAAGAGAGCCACUGAGUCUCAGGAAAAAAGAUGGGAAGUGAGGCACUGGACUAGAGAGAUCUAGCCAUUACGAUUGAAGCAAUUAAGUGUCAUAAUCAUCACAUUACAUUCUGCACAAUAUUGAUAAAUCACAGUCAACACUGUACGCCAUUACUCACUGUUGAUUUCUGUCUAUUUGAAAAAGUGUAGAAGGUUAGUUGUAUUUUUUAGAAUAAGUAUUUUUUUUACAAUAAAAAAUAAAUAKAUUGGGAGAUA